AACGCUCCACGGGCACAGACGAACAUCCUCCCCACGCAUGCGCAUUCGCCACUCCUCCGCUGUGUAGGGAAACAUGGCGACGUCCCUGAUUUGCGGCUGCUUGACGGCUAGCCUCAGAAGUUCUGGGACUAGAAACACUAUCAGCACCGCGUCCAAGGUCCUCGGUGGCUCUGCAGGUCUGUUUGGAGGCCAUGUGUCCCAGCUGCAGCCCCCCCACGUCCAGCAGCAGCAAAGGAACCUCUCCCUGCACGAGUACAUGAGCAUCGGCCUUCUGAAAGAGGCCGGUAUCUCCGUACCCAGCGGUAUGGUGGCCAGCUCCGCAGAAGAAGCUUACAACGUGGCAAAGCAGAUUGGUUCCAAAGAUUUGGUGGUGAAAGCCCAGGUGCUGGCUGGGGGCAGAGGGAAGGGGACGUUUGAGGGCGGGCUGAAGGGGGGCGUGAGGAUCGUCUACUCGCCAGAGGAGGUCCGAGAAAUUUCAUCCCAGAUGAUCGGGCGAAAGCUGUUCACUAAGCAGACCGGAGAGGCGGGCCGAAUCUGCAACCAGGUGUUUGUGUGCGAGCGCAGGUAUCCACGCAGAGAGUACUACUUCGCCAUCACCAUGGAGAGGUCGUUUCAGGGUCCUGUGCUGAUCGGCAGCUCGCAGGGCGGGGUCAACAUUGAGGACGUAGCAGCAGAAAACCCAGACGCCAUCGUGAAGGAGCCUGUCGACAUUGUGGAGGGUAUAAAGAUGGAGCAGGCUGUCAAGGUGGCUCAGAAGAUGGGCUUUCCUCCGGCGCUGGUGAACGAGGCGGCGGAGAACAUGAUCAAGCUCUACAAUCUGUUCAUCAAGUACGACGCCUCCAUGGUGGAGAUCAACCCCAUGGUGGAGGACUCCUCUGGCAUCGUCAUGUGCAUGGAUGCAAAGAUCAACUUCGACUCCAACGCAGCGUAUCGACAGAAGAAGGUCUUUGAGAUGAGGGACUGGUCUCAGGAGGACCCCCGGGACCGGCAGGCCGCCACGGCCGACCUGAACUACAUCGGCUUGGACGGAACCAUCGGCUGUCUGGUGAACGGGGCGGGGCUGGCCAUGGCCACCAUGGACAUCAUCAAGCUGCACGGCGGCACUCCCGCGAACUUCUUAGACGUUGGGGGCGGAGCCACAGCUCAUCAGGUGACCGAGGCUUUCAAACUCAUCACCUCUGACAAGAAGGUUCAGGCCAUCCUGGUCAACAUCUUCGGAGGAAUCAUGAGGUGUGACGUCAUCGCCCAGGGCAUCAUCAUGGCCGUGAGAGACCUGGACCUCAAGAUCCCCAUAGUCGUACGGUUACAAGGCACGCGAGUGGACGAUGCCAAAGCUCUGAUCGCUGCCAGUCCAUUAAAGAUCUUGGCCUGUGAUGACCUGGAUGAAGCUGCCAAAAUGGUUGUAAAGCUUUCAGAAAUCGUCUCUUUGGCAAAGGAGGCUCAGGUGGACAUCACCUUCCAACUGCCCAUCUAGGCGCCUGACCUCCUCUCCUCCUAACACCGUUCCCCACAUCGCUCUUCUCUGCUCUCCAGCAGCAGGACUGAACUCUGAGGAAGAAGGAAGCUUCCUCUUCAUCAUCUGUUAGGCUUAACUCCUUUCAUUAUUUAUCUUCUACGUGACGCCCCCCCACAGGCUGUGUUGCACUUGAGCCGAUACGCACAAACGUUUCACCUCCUCUUCAUCCUGAGAGCAGGACUCGUGAUCAGUCUGUUUACUUCUUCACCUAUUUGGUUUAAAAGCAAAAACUCUCUCAAAGCUCUAAUAAAGACCAGCUCAGCAGCCGUC
Messenger RNA from Oryzias melastigma (Indian medaka), 1786 nucleotides. RefSeq names its product succinate-CoA ligase ADP-forming subunit beta (gene sucla2). Gene Ontology annotation, cellular component: succinate-CoA ligase complex; mitochondrion. The transcript has 11 exons. Gene Ontology annotation, biological process: succinyl-CoA metabolic process; tricarboxylic acid cycle. Lineage: Eukaryota; Metazoa; Chordata; Actinopteri; Beloniformes; Adrianichthyidae. Gene Ontology annotation, molecular function: metal ion binding; succinate-CoA ligase (ADP-forming) activity; ATP binding. Bases 74 to 1474 code for a protein of 466 amino acids. The record is from RefSeq and is a predicted model, not a curated record.